Molecule: messenger RNA, 1638 nt
Organism: Penicillium angulare
Lineage: Eukaryota; Fungi; Ascomycota; Eurotiomycetes; Eurotiales; Aspergillaceae
Product: fungal specific transcription factor domain-containing protein
Exons: 3
Coding region: 1-1638 (545 amino acids)
Biological process (GO): DNA-templated transcription
Molecular function (GO): zinc ion binding; DNA binding
Source: RefSeq, a predicted model, not a curated record
AUGGAUAUGCUGUAUAGUAACCCCGCUUCCUUUACCCAAAAAGGUGGCGAGGUAGUCAUUAGUAUUCUACUCAUGAUAUUCGCCAUUGGGACACAAUAUGCGCAUCUCGAGUCGUCCUUUCGUCAUUCGGCUCAGGCCACUGAUUCCAACUUUGCAGAAGAAGAUAUCGGUACAACUUUCUAUCAGCAAGCAAUUCGAUUAUUGCCUGAAAUUAUUGAAUUAUCUUCACUUGAGAGUGUUCAGGCUUGCUUACUUUUGGGUUACUAUGCGCUUCCAAUUGAUGCAUCGGGCUUGGGAUACAUUUAUAUCAAUCUUGGUGUUCGACUUGCAAUGCAGAAUGGUAUGCAUAGAAAAUGCAAGAAUAGCGCGUUCAGCCCGACAAUGAUCGAGACUCGCAACCGUGUUUGGUGGACUGUAUAUUCACUUGAAAGGAAAAUAUCCAUUUUUCAUGGUCGGCCCCUUUCGGUCCUUCGAGCUGAUGUCGAUGCUACGAUACCCCUUCAUCAACCGAGCCUAGACCUGGGCGAGUCUUAUGAAAGUGUCGCACGCGCGAAAGCAUCUAUUCAACUUAUUAACUAUUUAGAAGAUCUUUUUAUUGAAGUAAAUGCCCUUCGGAGUGGUCAAAAGCAGCAAAUACCAAAGGUUAUCAAAAGCCUGCUGGCCCGUAAAAUGGCUCUCAAGACAUGGUGGAAUUCACUGCCAGAGGAUAUACUCAGCGACAGGAUACAAGACGAAGUUCACCAUGAUGGCCGGUCAACAUUGCAUCUGAAACUGGAAUAUUGCCUGGUGAGAAUGUUUAUUGGCCGGCCAUUCUUGCUGAAAAGGGAAACGUCAAACUCGAUCGGGGUUUCGCCCACAGACUCAGACAUGAGUAUCCCAGAUAAUCACCCAGGCAAAGAAAUUAGGAAAGAGAAUUAUGUCACAGGUCGCCAAAGCUUGGUAGACGAUUGCAUAGAAGCCGCAACAGAGGCUUUACAGAUUUGUCAGGACUUGAGGGACAACAGGGCGGGGCUUGCCCGAGCUUCCUAUAUUGAAUAUAGCUCCUGUAGAGCUUCAUUGCUCGUGCUGAUCGCCUACUCGAUCCAAAAUUUCUCCGAGCAAUUCCGCAAGCUGCUUUACAAUGGCCUUGACAUGAUCAGAGAAAUGUCCGCCGCGGGAGAAUCAGCGCGCUCCGAGGUGUCGCUGAUCGAAAUGCUAGAGCGUGCACUUGCUCGACUACACACUGGCUCACAUAGUUCACAACACAGCGGAAGCCAUUUACAACCGGAAGCGAGCGUUUCAGAUUACGAAGCAUUCAAACACUGGGGAGCGAAGAUACGAGGAACUCCAGCCAUAGAAUCGCCUGGGACGACAACGGACGGUAUGGCCGGCCAAAGGAGACCAACUUUGCCGUCGGAAAUAUUUAACACAGAGGAACAAGUGGCAGGAACUGAUUAUGUAGGUAUGGAGCCGGCACUGGGGAGAGACUUCGAUGCCGGCAUGCUCGGCGCUUUUGAUUCCGUGCUCGAGAUGUCUAUAUUUGGUCCUGAGAACCCCUCUCCAUCAGCAGCCUGGCCGACUUGGACUGAGGCUGAGGUUCUUGAACAGUUUCUAACCAAUCCAGAAUUCGAUGGAAGUCCGGAAUUGAUGCAUACAUAG